Molecule: messenger RNA, 2254 nt
Organism: Schizosaccharomyces japonicus yFS275
Lineage: Eukaryota; Fungi; Ascomycota; Schizosaccharomycetes; Schizosaccharomycetales; Schizosaccharomycetaceae
Product: choline kinase
Exons: 2
Coding region: 222-1634 (470 amino acids)
Molecular function (GO): phosphotransferase activity, alcohol group as acceptor
Source: RefSeq, a predicted model, not a curated record
CUUACCAUAAACAAACACGCUACCAUUGUGUCCAUACGAGAUUCUGUAAAACCGUCUUUCGAGUACGGCAGCAAGAAACAACAAUUACUCUGUUCUUAAGUGUGCGUGUUUUUUAGUCCUGUUGGAGACAUAGACUUGUUUGUUUUCCUGUGCUGUCUUUGAGGGUUUCGUUUCGUUUCAUUUCAUCAUUUCUUCUUCUUGUGUUUUUGCCCAUCGUAGUCAUGCUCUCUUCCAGCAGUGAUGAUGAAUAUUUUGGCAAUUUAGCUGUCUAUACGCCGCCUAAAAAGUCCCGUUAUGUUUUGGACAACACGGUGCCGGACUCGAUGUUUCGGAACAGAGUUCUCGUGAUGUUACACCGGCUUAACGUGCCCAAGUGGAAGGGAAUUCCGCCCGCACAUUCAAACAAAUUGAUUAUCAAACGUUUGUCUGGUGCCCUUACGAACGCAGUAUACUUCGUGGCUCCGCCUGAGAACGUGGAUGCACCGAAGCUUUUGCUGCGCAUUUACGGACCGAAUGCGAGUUUGUUUAUCGACCGUACACACGAACUUGCCAAUCUACGUCGUCUUGCUCGACACAAAAUCGGCCCUUACUUGCUUGGAGAGUUUGCCAACGGUCGUUUUGAACAAUGGUUAGACUCCAUCACACUCACAAGAGACCUGGUCCGUGAUCCAGUGCUGUCCAUUUUUAUUGCCAGACGUCUUUGUGAAAUGCACUUUGCCGUCACCUUGAGUGAGCACGAAUUGCACGAGCUACCAACUGUUUGGCAUAACUGGUUCAAGUGGCUUCCUCCCGCACGUGAGGCUGUGAAAAAGUUGAGAAAGCCGCUGCCUACAAUGACCGUAGAAGCGUUUGCUAGUUUGGAGCGUGACUUCGCUGCUUACUACCAAUGGUACCUGCAGUGGUCAAGCGACAAGAAACAAUGGCCCGUACUUAAGCUCGUUUUUUGUCACAACGACUCCCAGUAUGGCAACAUCCUCAAACGUACGGCGAGACGUCGUGCACUUCGUUCUCCCGCUGCUGCUCAUCGUGUUCUUGUGCCCGUCGACUUUGAGUAUGCUGGACCGAACCCUCGAGCCUUUGACAUCGCCAACCACUUUGCAGAAUGGAUGGCUAAUUACCAUCAUCCUACUCACAGCUACGCCAUGGAUUCUGGCAGUUUCCCCACUGUUGAGCGGCGCCAAGAGUUUUAUCAGGCGUAUGCCGAGCAGGACGCGGUGCUCAAUCAUAAGCUGACGCUUUAUGAUGCAGCCAAGUUGUCUACUGAUCUUUCUCCCGAGCUUCGUGAGAGCAUUGAAACUUACAUGCAGCAAUGUGAAGCAGCAAUGCGUGCAAUAAUGCCUUCUGUUCACGCAACUUGGGCUCUUUGGGGCAUUUUGCAACACAUUGAAGACGAGAAUGAUGAAUGGGUUGAUGUGGUUGACGGCAGUGACACAGAAGAGCAUGCAGCUGCUCCAGCGUCUACUGAAAAUGCUCCCAAAGAGCACGUUCCGCCCAUUGGUUCGUCUGACUUCAACUACUUGGGCUAUUCAGACGCAAAGCUCAACCUGUUUUACCAGUGUUGUGCUUCCUUGGGUCUUGAGUCUCGAGGCCGUGAUGAAUUUCCAUAUAACGAUAUUUCGAAACAAAAUGAGUAGAAGAAAAGCCUUGGUCCUCUCAGCUAAUUCUUUGACUUCUUUUUUUUUUCUUUCAUGCACAAGCUCCUUUUCUCACUCGUUUUGUCCUCUUCAUUUUUAAUUCCUUCCAUCCGUUUGAAUGAACUAAUCAUUAUUCGAGACAAACUGUGUGUCAUUGAUUUCCAGUUUCAGUGCCAACAGGAAUGAACGAACCCACCUUUCCAUCAUUGGAGCAUUACUCAGUUUGUUCCUAUUUACAAGAUCGUAUUGUGUUUUUUUUUAUAUAUUCCCGUUUAGGAGAAGCAUUUCCUCACCAAGCUCGGCUUUCUUACGAGUGCACCAAGACUACGGGAGAAGAUAAGGACUCAUCAGGUAGUCUCCAUACACGCGCACACGUACGCAUGUACAACGUCUCGUUUAGGCUUCUCCUUCACGCAAUCACUCUUUCUUCACCUUCAAGGAAUCAAUCAUCUCAUCAACCGUGGAUAGCAGGAUGAAUGAAAUAGUAAUCACACAAGCACUACGCUCUAUGACACUUUUUAAAAUAUCACGGUUUAUGUGUAACUCAAAUUAAAUAUUCAAUACCAUACAGAAGACAUAAACGGUAGAUGGAUCAUGAGUCCACCUCAUGAUUAUAAACG